AAAAUGAAAUACCUACAAAUGAUGACGCUAAAGAAUGGUACAUCAAAAAUUAUGCACCAGCGAAAGAAGGACACCAACCAAUGACAACACAUAAAGGACUACGGCAAACGUCGACACCAACGCCAAAGAACGACGACACCAACAAUCACGAUGCCCAAGAACGAUGA
Molecule: messenger RNA, 167 nt
Organism: Racocetra fulgida
Lineage: Eukaryota; Fungi; Glomeromycota; Glomeromycetes; Diversisporales; Gigasporaceae
Source: the annotation of a GenBank genome assembly